Messenger RNA from Xiphophorus maculatus (southern platyfish), 3471 nucleotides. Its product is annotated as zinc finger protein 385A. Gene Ontology annotation, molecular function: nucleic acid binding; zinc ion binding. The transcript has 8 exons. Gene Ontology annotation, cellular component: nucleus. Lineage: Eukaryota; Metazoa; Chordata; Actinopteri; Cyprinodontiformes; Poeciliidae. The coding region runs from base 1334 to 2587 and encodes 417 amino acids. The record is from RefSeq and is a predicted model, not a curated record.
AAAAAUAUGCAUUAAUUUGUGUUUGUUUAUCUCAUAAAAUCUUUACAAAAUACAGUAAUGUAGUUAUAAUGUGAUCAAAUUGUUUUGGCACUGCCUCAUUAUUUUAUGGACAUACUUGCUGUCAGCAUAACUCUUAUAUUACUGAAAGCUGAGGCUUUUGUGACAGUCUAAUGUGGUUUAUAAAACAUCCACUAGCACAGAGUUGUGCUUUUAUUAGACUGCAUUGUUCUGCUUUACGUUGCAAAAGAUGUGCAUGCAAAGAGUAUUUGAGCUCAUUCAACAGCCUUUGCCUAUGACUGUCAAGCAGCUGUCAGCAUUUCUCUUCAUCUUGCUGUUUCACCACAUCUUCCACAUUUCCUCGCCCUAAACGUCCAAGCAGGAGUCAGUUCACAUUAACCUCAAUCUCUCCUCACCUCCACACACUGUUUCAUUGAGUCUCUGAAGCUGUCAGUCUGCGCUGCACCUUUGUGUCUGCCUCCAUUUUUUGUUCUCCUCGCAAAGCUUUCAGUGAACACUGUCAGUGUUUUCUUUUAUUUUUUUGGAGUGGGGAAGAAUAUGCCUCCAACCUAAAAGUCUAAAGACAGGUGGACACCAGUGGAAACAUCCAGGAUUAUAGAGAGAGAGAAGAUGUUGUCAGAGCCGGCUUUAAUGCACCUGAGAGACGAGUGAAAGGAGGAUGGGUGUGCAGCAAGACAAGGAAGCAUGACUGAAAAAUGACCGGUAGUAAACAGAAAAGAAACGGUGACAGAGAGAAAAGGAGAGCAGAAAUGACAGCCGCAUUAUCACUCUGCCUCCUGAUUCAAACACCACAAGUAAACGCUCUGCUCUGGCUCGUCUCAUUGGCUGCACCUCCAGCCAAUCAUAGCUCGGGAAUGCAAGGUGCCUUUAGGUUAUACCCAACCCCAAAAUAUGAGGGAGAGACAGAGAGAGGCAUGCUGUAGUGCAGAGGUUCCUCCUGUGAGGCGAGCCUCCUUGUCUCUGGUGUUCCUCCUGCAUCACAGAGAAUAAAUUACAGGCUUCCUUGCAGCAGCUUGAGUGCAUGUUGUGUUGCAGCUCAGGCUGCUGGGCUUUCUCCUCUGUCAACAGCUGGCUGAGCCGAGUGUCGAGUUCAGAGGCAGAGCAAGCUUUUUGCAAGGACGAGGAGGACGAAGAGGGGAACGAGGUUAGGGGCUAGAAAAAGUGAAAGUUGUGAUGGUGAUUGGGUUUUUCCACCUUGAGUUUUACGAGUCAGAAAUGUAGGACGCCAAAGAUUUGAGUCAUCCCUUCAGCUGACUGAGGAGUAGAGGAGUGAAACGGGAAGACAACGUGGGAAACAGAAGUGGAAGGAUUCAGGAUGAUCCUGGGAAGUGUAAACCGACCGGCGCCGGUCCCUGCCUUCCUCAGGAACCCACCUGUCCUCCCGCCGCCUCUGGACAUGAAGCCUUUCCUCCAGUUUCCCCUGGAGUCGCCUCAUCCAGCCGGCAUCGGCCUCUUCCACAACUUUAACGCUAUGGACCCGGUCCAGAAGGCUGUGAUGACGCACACCUUCGGGCCGCCUAUUGUGAAAACAAAGAGGCCGAUAAUCUCCUGCAACGUUUGUCAAAUACGCUUCAACUCAGAGAGUCAAGCAGAGGCGCACUAUAAAGGGAACCGCCAUGCUCGAAGGGUGAAGGGCAUUGAGACGUCUAAGACAUCACGUCUCCAUGACGGAGACAAACAGCAACCUCAGCCUCCAUCCUCGCCCUCCCCACCCGGCCUCACGCCGUCCAGCCCGAUAUCUGAUCCUAAUCCCAACAAGCGGGAUGAUCCUCAGUCCUGCCCCAGCCUGAAAGAUUCACCCUUGACCCCUAACCACCUCCCAACAACUCAGAUGAACUCAGCAGACGCAGAGUCGUCUGUCGGCACACCUCUGCCAUCCUCUCCCUCCUCCUCGGCAACACUCAGCAGCUCCACUGGGGACCCAGCAGCGGCCGCUCUACCUGACACCCCCUCCCCAGCACCAAGCCCGUCUUCAGGAGAGUCAGAGGAAGAAAAAGCCAAAAAGCUGCUCUACUGCUCUCUCUGCAAAGUAGCUGUUAAUUCCCUUUCACAGCUGGAGGCGCAUAACAAAGGAACCAAACACAAAACUAUCCUGGAGGCUCGAAGUGGACUGGGACCCAUCAAAGCAUACCCUCGCCUGGGUCCCAAACCCAGCCCUGAUCAGGGAGGCGAGCUCUCCUCUGAUCCAAACACUCAGGAACGCACCUUCCACUGUGAGAUAUGCAACGUCAGAGUCAACUCUGAGCUGCAGCUUAAACAGCAUAUAUCGAGCAGAAGGCAUCGGGACGGAGUUGCGGGUAAACCUAAUCCUCUUCUCAGUCGGCACAAGAAGCGCACAGACUUUAUGGAACUUCCAAAAACUCUAGGGCCUGGACUUUUACCCAGUCCUCUGGCUGUCGCCGCAGUGAUGGCGGCAGCAGCGUCGUCAAACCAACUGGCCCUACGGCCUCCUGGGCCGACUUCCCACCCUCACCCACACCUGCUACAGGGAACGCCCCUCAGCCUGCUGAGGCCAGCCCCGGGUCCCAUCCGCACCACACACGGGCCCAUCCUCUUCACUCCGUACUAACGGUGAACGAAUGGAGAAGAAUCAGCAAGAAGCACACUGUGAACUGGAGGCAAUCAUGUGCCAUUGAGAGCCAAACUGGCUGGUCUGGCUGCACUUUUUUUAUUUAUAGAAGAUAUAAAUAUUACUCCUCAUUGUGUUGAGAUGUUUCUAUCCUCUCGAGUUUUCCUUUAACACCUGAGUAUCAGCUGGUGAUCAAAAUCUACGAGCCGAUCGUUUGAAGAGGACGUCUUCGAGUCUGCAGCUAGAUGUCUUCAACUCUUACACAAGUGUCCAAAUACAUUCAUGCUUCUUGAAGUUUUUUAACCGUUUCACUGGGAUUUUAUGUGACGGACCAACACAACGUUCACAAAAUAUCACAAAAAAGAAAUCUGAAAACGGUAGUGUUCAUUUGUUUUCAGCCCCUCAAAGUAAAAAUGUCCAGAACUACAUUCUGUCGCCGUUUUUCUAUCAACUUUUUAAAUAAAGAAACUCAAAUCUUUGCUCGAUCUUAUAGAGCCCAAUCUCAGUCAGACUGGAGCAGCUGUACGUUUCUCACUGCAGAAAUGAAAUUUGAAACUAAAGAAACUAAAACUAAAUCUGAGUCGGUCAGAUUUAGUUCUGGACUUUGCACCAUCACCACUCGCUGUUAUUUUGCUGUAUUUUGGCAUCAAUCUGAUACCAGGUAAAUACAGGGCCAGUACCGCUGAUACAAAUACCGAUAUUAAUUAUUUAAGCAUGACAACAUCAAACUUUUGUGGUUUUUCCUUUGAAUUAUUUUGUUAAUUCAAAACAAACAAUUCUAGGACAGAAUUUAGAUAAAGUAUGUUGGUGUCUACAAAAUACUUUAAUAACAUAUUUACGUGAUGAGAAGAAACAUUGAAAAAUCAAAACAAAUUUGUGUGCAG